Sphaeroforma arctica JP610 is the source of this 957-nucleotide messenger RNA. RefSeq lists its product as hypothetical. The coding region runs from base 1 to 957 and encodes 318 amino acids. Gene Ontology annotation, cellular component: extracellular region. The transcript has a single exon. Lineage: Eukaryota; Ichthyosporea; Ichthyophonida. Gene Ontology annotation, molecular function: pectate lyase activity. The record is from RefSeq and is a predicted model, not a curated record.
AUGGUUAUUGUUAUUGUCGUGCUCACCAUCUUUAUCCUGGUCGCGGGGGGCAUUGUUGUAGGUGUAAUUCUCUACAAUCGAAAGCCGGCCGACGAUGGUGAUACUGCAGCUGGCGGCGCGGUUGCCCCUGCAGCCAAUGCGAGCGUGGUGGGUGGCACGGCGGUCAGCGCAAGCGUGGUGGGCGGCGCGGGGAGUGGUGGUGACACGGGGAGCGGCAGCAGCGGCGACGAUAGUGGCACAGGGGCCGACAGCAGUGACACGGGGGGCGGCGGCAGUGGCAGCACACAGCACAUUGGCGUCAGCCCGUCCGUCAAACUGUGCACCAGCAGCGGCACCGUCAACAUUAGCGACACGAUAGUCGUGGAAAGCGGGCAGACGUACGACGGGAAAUGCCAGACCAUAGUACCGGCGAGCUCGAUGGGCGACGGCAGCCAGACGGAGGACCAGAAGCCGUACUUUAAGCUGUACCCCGGGGGCACGAUAAAAAACGUGAUCCUGUCGAGCAACGGGCUGGACGGGAUCUGGUUUGUCAGCGACACGGCCUCCAAGGACGACGUAUGGACGCUUGAGAAUGUGACGUGGCUGGAUAUCGGUGAGGACGCGUGCUCCUUCCGCGAGAACGCCAAGGACGGCACGCUGAACCUGAUCGGGUGUUCGAUGACCAAGGCCAACGACAAAAGCAUACAGGCAGGCAACUCGUUCGGGGGCACGAUAAACCUAGUUGACACUCGGAUGUUUGACAACUACCAGACGUUUAGGGUGGGUGUGGAGCCGCAGACGUACAAAGCCACGAACUGCGAGCUCAAGGGCACCAACCUGAUCUACGGGGGCGCGUACCAGGGGCCAUGCAACGGCGUCGCGACGUUCGAGUUUACAAACUGCAAGCUCGGCGGCGGCAUCCACAAGCUAUGCGAUCCCGCUACGCAGGUGAAAUACACAAACUGCGAGGGGCCGUGA